Oncorhynchus masou masou (cherry salmon) is the source of this 2374-nucleotide messenger RNA. It is a transcript of the gene elovl6, whose product is annotated as ELOVL fatty acid elongase 6. Gene Ontology annotation, biological process: very long-chain fatty acid biosynthetic process; fatty acid elongation, saturated fatty acid; fatty acid elongation, monounsaturated fatty acid. The transcript has 4 exons. The coding region runs from base 346 to 1176 and encodes 276 amino acids. Gene Ontology annotation, cellular component: endoplasmic reticulum membrane; endoplasmic reticulum. NCBI's taxonomy places the organism in Eukaryota, Metazoa, Chordata, Actinopteri, Salmoniformes, Salmonidae. Gene Ontology annotation, molecular function: fatty acid elongase activity. The record is from RefSeq and is a predicted model, not a curated record.
UUGUUGUGGACGUCCCCAUUUAAAUGAAUGACAUCCUGCGCAAUUUAACGGGGUUCCUAUGGUUAACGUGAACGAGGCAUCACAGUGACAAUCUACUUGCAAAAUAAACUCGGCAUCUCAGGCUUUAGGACCGUGAAUCCACCUCCUUGGUGGAGAGGGCCUAUGCCGGAUCGAGCUGUCAUAUAGUCGGACGUUCGCGUUCAGUUUGAUAGUUUUUGGCAGUGGCAAGAGCGAUGCAAGACAAGGAGUGUAGAUGAGAUAGAGAGAUAAAGAGGAAACCAGUUAAAUAUAACACCUAAUCAGAAUAUAACUUUGUAUCCGUUUACAGGAAAGCGCACAGUGAACAUGUCGGUGUUGGCGCUACAAGAGUACGAAUUUGAGAGACAGUUCAACGAGGACGAAGCCAUACGAUGGAUGCAAGAAAACUGGAAGAAGUCCUUCCUCUUCUCAGCCCUCUAUGCUGCCUGCAUUCUAGGCGGCCGCCAUGUAAUGAAACAGAGGGAGAAAUUUAAUCUGAGGAAACCACUGGUGUUAUGGUCCCUCACCCUCGCAGUGUUCAGUAUAUUUGGUGCUGUUCGCACUGGAAGCUACAUGACAUACAUUCUGAUGACUAAAGGGCUCAAGCAGUCAGUGUGUGAUCAGAGCUUCUACAACGGGCCUGUCAGCAAGUUUUGGGCCUACGCCUUUGUGCUCAGUAAAGCACCAGAAUUGGGUGACACCCUGUUCAUCGUGCUGCGGAAGCAGAAGCUCAUCUUCCUCCACUGGUACCAUCACAUCACUGUUCUGCUCUACUCCUGGUACUCCUACAAGGACAUGGUGGCUGGCGGCGGCUGGUUCAUGACCAUGAACUACCUCGUCCACUCCGUCAUGUACUCUUACUACGCCCUGAGGGCGGCCGGCUUCAAGGUCUCAAGGAAAUUCGCCAUGUUCAUCACACUCACGCAGAUCACCCAGAUGCUGGUUGGUUGCGUGGUGAACUACCUGGUGUACUCGUGGAUGCAGCAGGGUCAGGAAUGCCCCUCUCACGUGCAGAACAUUGUGUGGUCCUCGCUUAUGUACCUCAGCUACUUUGUGCUCUUCUGCCAGUUCUUCCACGAGGCCUACAUUGACAAGACCAAGAAGGCCGCCGCAGCUAGAGCAGAAGCCGCUGCCGCAGCCGCCAGGAAGGCCCAGUAGACGCGUUUUGAGAGGGAAAGAUAGAAGGGAGACUGAUGGACACGAAACGCGAGGACCAAGGACUGAGGAGAUGGGGAGAAUUAUCGGCAAAUGGAUGGAUGAAUGAUUUGACGGAUGGGUGGAGGAAUGAAAGAGGGAGGUUGGGGAGGGGGGGGGGGGUAGAACACGAGGGAACAAAAGGUGGAACUGCUGUCUAUUUGUGCUUGAGCAUACUACUAACGCGCAGAUGUAAAAUCCUUCACUUUGACGGAGGUGCCAUCUCAAGAGAGCUGCACUGAUGAAGGAAGCACUACCUACCAAGGUGAUAAACAGUCAGUGUGUCCUUUAUCUGAUGUUUCUUUGGCUCCCACUUGAUUCUCCAUAUUAAUGGGACAGUUCAUUUUUUACCUGAUAAAGGAAGUACAUCUACUUGAAAAGGUGUUACUUGAUAAAUAGAAAAUCUAUUGGUACUUAUGAAGAAUGCGGGGACUUAAAUGUACGAUUGAAACCAUCUAGGUGUUUUUUGUCAUUUCUUCAUUGUCCUUUGCUUUUCUGUUUUUUGUUGAAUCGUUUUAGACACUGGGAGUGUGUGAGAGGUAGACUUUUGUGUGACUUUUGUGUGCUGAUGGAGCGAAUGACACUGUAACUUCUGUACCCAUCAUUGCAACACAAUAUUUUCUCAGGUUUUAGGUUUCCCUCAAUUGUUUCAUAUUAUAUGCAUAUCAUCUUGAUAAAGAUCUUGAUAACGGUCAGAUAUGGGCUUAAACAAUGCCAAAAGGCAUCAAAGGGGAAGGUUGCUUAGUUACAUACAAACAUCUGAUCUGAAGGCCCAUUGGAGAAAAUGAAUCUUGUGACCACACUGAUUCAAUGUGUGGCAUGAUGGGAAACGGAGUCUGACAGUGAUCUGUUCACCUGCCAGUAAUGACCUCACAAAGUCGCAGACCUCAUUUGAAAGCGAGACGCUAUACAUUUCCAAAGACUUUAAUGAAAGAAACGGUAACGGAAAAAUGCCUCAAGACCAGUGGACAUCGAAGUGUAUUGAAUUUAAAACAUAUUUAUGUUAAAGAAAACAAACAUGCAAUUGUCAAAAUUCAAUGUUAUAAUUAAGUAACCUGUAUCUUUUAAUGGUGUCUGUCAUGUUAUUGUGCAUUCACACUGUAUCAAUGAAAAUCAUUGUCGCUAAAGAACCAAGAGUGCAAACAAGGAGUGUUAUUAUGCC